Molecule: messenger RNA, 1374 nt
Organism: Grus americana (Whooping crane)
Lineage: Eukaryota; Metazoa; Chordata; Aves; Gruiformes; Gruidae
Product: granzyme F-like
Exons: 5
Coding region: 1-849 (282 amino acids)
Biological process (GO): proteolysis
Molecular function (GO): serine-type endopeptidase activity
Source: RefSeq, a predicted model, not a curated record
AUGAGUCUGACUUCUGUGGUUUCCUGGAGUCUAGUCUCAGGCUAUAAAACCUUGCUGGGAGCAGGAAGAGACCCCAGCUGUAGCCUUACCUCCAAGGGAUCCACCGAAGCCGAAGACGCUAUGAUGAAGCACCUGCAGAAACUCCUCCUGUCCCUCCUGCUGGUGACAUGCCCCCCAGCUAAAGCCAAUUAUUCCUGGAAUCGGAUGGAGGGAGGAGGUGAAGCCAAGACCCACUCCACACCCUACAUGGCCUAUCUGCAAGGAAAGAACAACCAUUUCUGCGGAGGCUUCCUAGUGGCCCCGAACUGGGUGAUGACAGCGGCUCAGUGCUUCGUACACAAACCUCUGACUGUCAUCCUUGGAGCCCACACAAUCCAGAGGAGAGAGGAAAGCUGGCAAACAUUCGAAGUCCAAGAGUAUCACUGCCACCCAGGCUUUGUGAGUCCUAAGAAGGGAAAUGACAUCCUCUUGCUGAAGCUGAAAGGCAAUGCCACCACCAACAGCUACGUUAGGACCAUUUCCUUUGAAAAAUCAAAAGUCCCUGGUGGGACUGCAUGCAGUAUAGCCGGCUGGGGCUACAAAACACCUGCUGCCACGUUACGUGAAGCCACCAUCACCAUCAUCAAACAAAGGGACUGCCUCAACCACUAUCCUGGACUUGCUGACAACUUGAUUUGUGGCCACAGUGGAUCUGCUGGGGUACCUGAGAAGGGUGAUGCUGGGGAUCCACUCAUCUGCAACAACAAAGCCUACGGCAUCUUCUCUUAUAGGCAUAACAAUUGGCCCGGUUUCUACACACACAUUGCUCCUUACCUUCCCUGGGUCAACAGCGUCAUGAAGUCAGCAUGACCCUACUCUCCCCCCACAGCUGCUGCCCUGAAAAACUCACACUUCAGGGCCCCGUGCUCACCUGCUUUUUCUUCCUUUCUCCCUGGGAAACAUCUUCCACUGAUCUUCAUGGACAUGGGAAGGACUUCUCUCUGGCAAAGCCAAACUGUGGCAGUGGGGGAUCUGGCACAGAGAUUGCACCUCGACUGCAUUCGUUCCCUGUGCAAGCUAGUGAGUGCCCAUUUACACAGUGCAUGCUCCCACACUUUGCUGCUCAGAUUUACCCCUUUGUCAAGCUGCUUGUGGCUACAGCUCCAAAAAGGAAGCAGCAGGACAGCCCUGAGUGAGGUGACAGUAGCUGUUGGGAUGUCUGCCACCCUUUGGGGAAGGCAGUACAGUUAGAUUGGGGGGGAUCCAAAGAGCAGUCUCCUCCCCGCCCCUUGCAUUUGUGACACCAGAUGCCUGGGUCUCCUUUGCCCAAGCCAUGUUGUGAGAAGGUUGCCCCAGCUCCAAGGAGGACACUUUCAGCUCCUGCUUCACUACUGC